CCCUGCUGCUGACGUGCGGGGCGGAACAGGCCGGGCGGCUUCGCGGAGCUGUGUGCUUCCGCGGGCUGCGGGGUCGCUAGGGCUUCGUGGCGGGGCGGCUCCGUGGGGCUUCGUCGGCCAGCGCGCCUCGCUGUGCUCUCUCGCGGCGCCUGGCGGGGCCCGCGGUGCAGCCGGACACCGGAGAAAGGUGAAGAACUGAAUGUCAUCAUGUCUGGAAUCAAGCGAACAGUCAAAGAAACUGACCCGGAUUAUGAAGAUGUGUCUGUGGCCCUUCCAAAUAAGCGGCAUAAAGCAAUUGAGAAUUCAGCUCGUGAUGCUGCUGUGCAGAAGAUUGAGACUAUCAUUAAGGAACAAUUUGCUCUUGAAAUGAAGAAUAAAGAACAUGAAAUUGAGGUCAUUGACCAGCGACUGAUUGAAGCAAGAAGGAUGAUGGAUAAACUUCGUGCCUGCAUUGUAGCAAACUACUAUGCUUCUGCAGGUCUUCUAAAAGUUUCUGAGGGAUCAAAGACAUGUGAUACAAUGGUUUUUAAUCAUCCUGCUAUCAAGAAAUUUUUGGAAUCACCAUCUAGGUCAUCGUCUCCUGCCAAUCAGAGAUCAGAAACACCAUCAGCCAACCAUUCAGAAAGUGAUUCUUUAUCUCAACACAAUGACUUCUUAUCUGACAAAGAUAAUAACAGCAAUAUGGAUAUAGAAGAAAGACUCUUACACAACACGGAGCAGAGACCAAGCCGAAAUACUGGAAGGGAUACUUCUAGUGUUACUGGCUCCCAUAAAACAGAACAGCGGAGUGCUGAUCUCACUGGAGAUGAAACUUCACGACUUUUUGUAAAGAAAACAAUAGUUGUGGGCAAUGUGUCCAAGUAUAUACCUCCAGAUAAGAGGGAAGAAAAUGACCAGUCAACUCAUAAGUGGAUGGUAUAUGUCCGAGGGUCUCGUAGAGAACCCAGCAUUAAUCAUUUUGUCAAGAAAGUUUGGUUCUUCCUUCAUCCCAGCUAUAAACCAAAUGACCUUGUGGAAGUGAGAGAGCCUCCUUUUCACCUGACCAGAAGAGGCUGGGGUGAGUUUCCUGUCAGAGUUCAAGUUCACUUUAAGGACAGCCAGAACAAGCGGAUAGAUAUCAUACAUAAUCUGAAGCUGGAUCGAACUUACACAGGCUUGCAGACUCUUGGAGCAGAAACGGUAGUGGAUGUGGAACUCCAUCGCCAUUCUCUUGGAGAAGACUACAUUUAUCCUCAGCCCUCUGAGUCAGACAUCUCUGAUGCCCCUCCAUCUUUGCCUUUGACCAUUCCAGCCCCAGUGAAAGCUUCUUCACCAAUAAAGCAGUCACAUGAGCCAGUACCUGAUGCCUCUGUGGACAAAGGAUUCCCAGCUAGCACUGAAGCUGAGCGACACACUACAUUUUAUUCUUUGCCAUCUUCAUUGGAAAGAACACCCACCAAAAUGACAACAUCCCAGAAAGUUACCUUUUGUUCUCAUGGUAAUUCAGCUUUCCAGCCAAUAGCAUCAAGCUGCAAAAUUGUGCCACAAAGUCAGGUUCCUAACCCUGAGUCACCUGGAAAAUCCUUCCAGCCCAUCACCAUGAGCUGCAAGAUUGUGUCAGGUUCCCCAAUAUCAACUCCAAGCCCAUCACCAUUGCCUCGAACCCCAACUUCCACUCCAGUCCAUGUGAAGCAAGGAACUGCCAGCUCCGUUAUUAAUAAUCCCUAUGUUAUCAUGGACAAGCCUGGGCAGGUUAUUGGAACUACCACUCCCAGUACAGGAAGUCCGACAAACAAGCUCUCUACGGCUCAGGUCUCCCAAGGAACAGGUUCUCCUAUUCCUAAAAUUCAUGGAAGUAGUUUUGUAACAUCUAAUGUCAAGCAGGAGGAUUCUUUGUUUGCAUCUAUGCCACCUCUUUGUCCAAUUGGGAGUCACCCUAAGGUUCAAAGCCCCAAACCUAUAACUGGAGGACUUGGAGCUUUCACAAAAGUGAUCAUCAAACAGGAACCUGGUGAAGCCCCUCACGUGCCCACCACAGGAGCUGCCAGCCAGUCACCACUUCCUCAGUAUGUGACUGUGAAAGGGGGUCACAUGAUAGCCGUGUCCCCUCAAAAACAGGUCAUAACUACUGGAGAAGGGACUACCCAGUCACCAAAGAUUCAGCCCUCCAAGGUUGUUGGGGUACCAGUUGGGUCUACUUUACCUUCAACAGUGAAACAGGCUGUGGCAAUCAGUGGUGGCCAAAUCCUUGUAGCCAAGGCCAGCUCUUCUGUUGCCAAAGCAGUUGGUCCAAAGCAAGUUGUGACCCAAGGAGUGGCCAAAGCAAUUGUGAGUGGAGGUGGAGGAACCAUUGUAGCCCAGCCGGUGCAGGCCUUAACCAAGGCUCAGGUCACUGCUGCUGGUCCUCAGAAGAGUGGAUCGCAGGGUUCAGUAAUGGCAACGCUGCAGCUCCCAGCCACUAAUUUGGCCAACUUGGCAAAUUUGCCUCCUGGCACUAAACUCUACCUUACCACAAACAGCAAGAAUCCUUCAGGAAAAGGAAAACUGCUGCUGAUCCCUCAAGGAGCCAUCCUGCGAGCUACCAACAAUGCUAAUCUCCAGUCCGGCUCAGCUGCCAGUGGUGGUAGUAGUACAGGAGGAGGAGGAGGAGGAGGCAGUGGCAGUGGCAGUGGCAGUGGUGGAGGUGGCAGCGGAGGAGGAGGAGGAACAGGAGGAGCGCAAAGUACCACUGGCUCUGGAGGGAUAUCCCAGCACCUGACUUACACAUCUUAUAUCCUCAAGCAAACUCCCCAGGGCACAUUUUUAGUUGGCCAGCCAUCACCCCAGACUUCUGGAAAGCAACUGACUACUGGGUCAGUGGUCCAGGGAACCCUGGGAGUCAGCACAUCUUCUGCACAAGGACAACAAACAUUAAAAGUCAUCUCUGGACAGAAAACCACUUUGUUUACACAGGCAGCCCAUGGAGGGCAGGCAUCUCUAAUGAAAAUAUCUGAUAGCACCUUGAAGUCUGUGCCAGCCACCUCACAACUCUCAAAACCCGGAACCACAAUGCUGAGAGUAGCAGGAGGGGUCAUCACAACUGCCACUUCCCCAGCUGUGGCCCUGUCAGCAAAUGGUUCUGUACAACAGUCUGAAGGAACAGUUCCCAGUUCAUCAUCUGCUGUCAGUUCUGUAAUGAAAACUUCUGGGCAGCAGCAAGUGUGUGUGAGCCAGGCCACCAUGGGAACCUGCAAGGCUGCCACCCCUGCUGUCGUCAGUGCCACAUCCCUGGUGUCCACACCUAACCCCAUCUCUGGGAAAGCCACAGUAUCAGGAUUAUUAAAAAUUCACUCCAGUCAAUCCAAUCCCCAGCAAGCUGUCCUAACAAUUCCCAGCCAGCUCAAACCACUCAGUGUAAACACAUCUGGAGGUGUGCAGACUAUACUGAUGCCUGUGAAUAAAGUGGUUCAGUCAUUUUCUACCAGCAAACCACCUACCAUUGUGCCUGUAGCUGCUCCAACUCCAGUUGUCCCCAGCUCUGCUCCAGCAGCUGUUGCAAAAGUGAAGGCUGAACCAGAAACACCUGGGCCAAGCUGCCUCUCCCAGGAGGGUCAGACAGCAGUGAAAACAGAAGAAAGUUCUGAGCUGGGAAACUAUGUCAUUAAGAUAGAUCAUUUAGAGACUAUCCAGCAACUCUUAACAGCAGUAGUAAAGAAGAUUCCAUUAAUCACUGCAAAAAGUGAAGAUGCCAGCUGCUUUUCUGCAAAGUCUGUGGAGCAGUAUUACGGCUGGAACAUUGGGAAAAGGAGAGCUGCUGAGUGGCAAAGAGCGAUGACAAUGCGAAAAGUCUUACAAGAAAUACUGGAGAAGAAUCCAAGAUUUCACCACCUGGCCCCUCUUAAAACCAAGCACAUUGCUCACUGGUGUCGCUGCCAUGGCUACACCCCACCAGAUCCUGAGAGCCUGAGGAAUGACGGGGACUCCAUUGAGGAUGUGCUGACCCAGAUCGACAGCGAGCCAGAGUGCCCGUCAUCAUUCUCCUCUGCUGACAACCUCUGUCGGAAACUGGAGGACCUGCAGCAGUUCCAGAAAAGAGAACCAGAGAAUGAGGAGGAGGUGGACAUCCUGAACCUCUCAGAGCCAUUAAAGAUAAACAUCAAAAAAGAGCAGGAAGAGAAACAAGAGGAAAUGAAAUUCUACCUGCCACCAACCCCAGGGUCUGAAUUUAUUGGUGAUGUCACACAGAAGAUUGGGAUCGCCCUGCAGCCGGUGGCGCUACACAGGAACGUGUACGCAUCAGUGGUAGAGGACAUGAUCCUAAAGGCUACGGAACAGCUGGUGAAUGAUAUCCUGAGACAGGCUUUGGCGGUCGGAUACCAGACAGCAUCUCACAACAGGGUUCCCAAAGAAAUUACAGUGAGUAAUAUCCACCAGGCCAUUUGCAACAUUCCUUUCCUGGACUUCCUCACAAACAAACACAUGGGGAUAUUGAAUGAGGAUCAGUGAACAGAACGAAGAUGCCCCUAGAAAAUCAGGAUCUGAAGGCGUAUCCAAAGCAUGUGAACUGUGAUGACUCUUCUCUUUGGAGAAGGCGGUUGUUUUCUUUGUGCCUCAGAAUAUCAUGGCUACCAAACCAUUGCCUCUUCCUAAUUCUGUAACACCAGAGUGUUCGGUUCCAGAUGAAAUCCUUUUAGGACAUAAGUUGGUUACCUGAUUCUGGAGUGAAGCUGUAAGUGGAUACAUGCUCUGUCAACUUACAUUUCUUCACUCUCUGUCAAGGCUCCAUAAGGAGGUCUCAGAGCUGGGCCAGGCAGUGCGUAUCGUGUCCUUCUCUCCUCUGAGUGUACUCAAGGGGGCACAUUGGGCCUCACUCCCCAGCAGGUAGACAAGGAGUCUGGCGGGCUAGAGAUUUUAUCCAUUCGGUGGGCUGGGGUAACAGGAAACUCCAGCAGUUACCCUGAAGAGGGACUGGGCUUCAGCACUCAGCGAGUGGUUCUUUGCUCCUGCCUGGCCUUGGUGUGGAGGAUCUGCACUCUUAACAAAGUGAGUCAGCCAGCAAGGAACCACAGAGGCCUGGGAGGCUGCAAACCGAGCAGAGUUCGUUUCGUGGAGCACAGGAGCAUUACUGCAACCAGUGUCAAAGCAACAUCGGGAUGGAGAGAUCCCAGCAUAGGUCAGGAAAAGGUUUGACUAUAACCCAAGAAACUCUUAGUAAUAGGCAACAACUACAAGUCCCCGACACUUGGCAGAAUUGCACCAACUUUACUUUUGUGUGCCGAGCAGAUAGCUGGUUCCACACCAUUUGCAUGGUCUGCAGGAGCUUUGGCUAAAUCCGUGUUGAGUGGGAACAGCCCCUGGGCAGGCUCUGCUGGGAUCGUUUGUCCUAUCAGUGGAUUUAGAAUUCUGUUCUUCUCUGUCAAGGAGUUUUUCCCAAGAAGAUAAGUGUUUAAAAGAAACACCUGUGAGUGCCUUAAAGUUGGAGCAACUGCUGUUCAAGCCCAGAGACAGGGAUUCCAGUGCUCAGAAGCAGUGAGACUAGGUGGUGUCCAUAGCAAAGCCCCCUCGAUGGAGGGAGCAGACAGUGCCACUGCGUGGCGUCCAGGUCCACUGAAGCUAUCCCAGGCUUCUCAACGUGGUCUGUGUGGAAGGUAAAACGAAAAACUUAUUCUGUUAGAAAUCUGCUCUUACUCUGCUCAAAGAAAAUGUGAAACCUGCAAGUCAGAGUCAAAGAAACUUGUCCAAGCAACAUAACUCUUGUUUUACAGUCCUAUAGAUAGAUGUUUGAGUCAGGAAAGUAAGGCAGUGGAGGUGACUGGAUAAAAUCUACCUUUUUAAUUUAGCAUCUGAGGGCUGCCAAUAAAUGCAGAAGGAAUCUAUUCUCAGUAGGGCAUAGGGCACGCCCUGGCUUAAUAAAAUAGUUGAGGAUGUGAGGCUCAAAUAUUCUAUAUAUGAACUGCUACAUGCAAGGCUGAUACACAGGUGUAUAGAUUCGAUCAGCAAGUGGACUCUGAGAUCUACAGGGUGGAAGAUUUGAUCCAUAUGAGAACAGAAUUUAUUCAUUACAAGUAUGAAAGCCUAAAGAAAUUAUCUUUUUGCAAAUGAAAUUUUAAAUGAUUUAACAGUCUUCAUAUGUGUUACUGUUUCAGAUGUGUCUGUAUCAUAAUGUGUAACAUAAUUGUGUAACAGAAAUGUCUACAAUAAAUCUUUUAGUAUUU
Molecule: messenger RNA, 6173 nt
Organism: Lemur catta (Ring-tailed lemur)
Lineage: Eukaryota; Metazoa; Chordata; Mammalia; Primates; Lemuridae
Gene: YEATS2
Product: YEATS domain containing 2
Exons: 31
Coding region: 208-4464 (1418 amino acids)
Biological process (GO): regulation of transcription by RNA polymerase II; chromatin remodeling
Cellular component (GO): NuA4 histone acetyltransferase complex
Molecular function (GO): histone binding
Source: RefSeq, a predicted model, not a curated record